Alternaria rosae is the source of this 1515-nucleotide messenger RNA. RefSeq lists its product as uncharacterized. Lineage: Eukaryota; Fungi; Ascomycota; Dothideomycetes; Pleosporales; Pleosporaceae. The transcript is spliced from 2 exons. The coding region runs from base 1 to 1515 and encodes 504 amino acids. The record is from RefSeq and is a predicted model, not a curated record.
AUGCCUACCAACAAAUAUCAGCAAAGUGGUAGCGAGGGCAGCCAGUGCAGUAGUCCGACGACAGGAAGUGAAGUUCGGUCCCACCACAUUCUCCUAGCAACGCCCGCAUCUUCGCAGUCAACAUCACGACCGUCAAUUGCGAAAAUGUCAACACACUUUCGCCCGCGCGCGACUACGCCUGGAGCGCCGAGCCCUACACGUCCAUCAACGGCGCGCUCUACGAUUCGCGCUAUCUCGCCGUCGCCGCCAUCGAGCUUGAAUGAGGCUUCGCGACAGGAUUCUGCGACUACUGGAUCGCCGAUUGUUGAUACACAAGGUACAUCAGCGAAUGCAAAUGUGCGACCAAAGAGUGAUGGCUACCAGCGAGCAUACGUGCAUGGUUCUGGUCAUGAAGAGACGGACUUCGCCAACUACACCACAACAGCAGGGAACGGUAACGUUGGGAGCUCUCCCGCAAACAUCACUGCCAAUGUCACCAUUAAGAGAGGCGGCGGAAUGAUGACAAGGCGGUCCCCAGUAAAGCGCGGUUCCAGGUCAACAAGUCCGAAAAAACGUCCGUACAGCACACCGACCGAGUUGUCUUCGCAUCGCGAGUCGACAUCGCGUGACCAACACGACAUGACAGCCGCAGGCCCGCAAGAUGAAGAGACCCAGACUGGUGAUUACAUCGAUAGCGACACAUAUACCGACUGCCCAGACACGCCCACCCCAAUGACAAACUCCCAAAAACGCUCAGCCUAUCUCCCACUCGGAACUCCGACGCCCUUCCCAAAGUCUACGCGUUCUUCCAAAUCAAGAUCUAAAUCAAGCUUUCAUCAUGCCACCCCUACUGCAACGCCCACAGCUCCGGCGCCAAAGCUCGAGUUCUUCGACUCGUUCGACGAUCAACCAUCCUACGGCUCUGGGGCUUUCAACACGGACCAUCCCCAGGUGUAUGUUGGGCCAGAAGACAAGCUCAUGGCGUUCUACACCCGGACUGAACGUCGCAAGAUGCGCGAACGGGCGCUCGCAAGGGCUGCACAACCGGAGAUGGCAAUGCCUGGUUCUCAGACGGGCUACGCUACAACGUCAGAUCACCCAGCAAACGACGCCUUGGUCAUGCAGCAGCCACUGCGAGAAGAGGACAUUCGUGCACGCAUGCAUCUGGCCCCUCCACAGCAGGCCAUGGAAUCAUCGCCUCGGAAGUCUGUGUCAGAAGCGACCGGCAAUGUAGCAUGGCACGUCUCGCCAUCUGAGAGUUCAUAUGUCUCCGGAGGAACGGUCACUAGCAAACGUUCCGUCUUUAGCACACCUGGCAGAGACGAGCUCGAGAGGAAGAAGGCGGUUGUGGAGACUGAUGAUGGACCAUUCGCUAAAGCAGUGAGCAUGGCAGACCUGGAUGAAAGACGCAGGGUAGUCAGUGAGGAGGGCGCACGAGGUACUCAGACGAUUGAGGACUUGGAAGCAGAGGGCAGGCCGAAGAGAAAGAAGGAGAGCAGGACUUGUGGAAUGGGGAUCGGAUGCAAUGUGAUGUAG